CAGAGGAAGGAGCGGGGCACCCUCAUAGCGAGCGGCGGGGACGGAGCGAGAGACGGAGUCAGAGGAGCGCAGGAGGCAGCGAGGUGGGCAGGGGGCGGGGCGGGGGGGUGACCUGCAUAGUGGCGAGGAGAUGGAGCGGGGUGAUCACUGAAUAUCGGAGGCGACGAGCAGACGGAGCGAGAAGACCUUCGUGUCAGCCGGGGGAACCUCAGAGAUCAGGAGGCGGAGCAAGGGGACCUAACAGCGAACAGGCGAUAGAGUGAGGGGACCUUUAUAGAAGCGAGAAGAGGCGGCGAGGGGGUCUACAUAGCGACCAGGUGGCGCGGCGAGGGGGACCCUCCUCAGGGACGACUCCCGGCCAGGCCAAUGGCCUCGUGCGCUCAGACAGUGGCGGCGACCACGAACAUCGCGAUCGGGGUGGCGCUCUGGCUGGUGUCGGGUGCCAGCGUGUACACGGGCUGCCUGGGGCCUGAAGAUGUGGGCUACCUGCGCUGUGCGGGCGCCGUGGUGAGGACACGGGUUCCACGUGAGGAUUGCAUCCCUGCGGCCACGGUGCACCUCUACAUCGGCUCGAGGAAGACCUGUCUGGUGAGCUGCUUUCACCUGCUGGCCGUGAGCACGUUCACCAUGAGCACCCUGUGCCUCCUGUGGUACGGGUGCAUGCUGGUGGCUCGGCCCUCCAUGCUCAGCAUCAACACGAACCUACUGCUGCUGCUCCUGCUGGAGAUGCUCGUGGUGGUGCACUUGCUGCUGGUGGUGCGUGCCCGCCAGCGCUGCUGCCCUGGGGCCGUCAGUAGAUCUUACAACCUGAAGAGCCAGGGCGCGGCGUGGGACGGGCACGUCUUCCCGGUGCGCGCCGUGCGCCUCUGCGCGACCCUGGAGGUGGUUGGGGGGGUGUUCGCCCUCUUUGGCGGGGUCAUGGCGCUGACCCUUCAGCCGUGGUCAGCGCACUCGGCCUCGCUGCAGGCCUGCCUCUGGACUCUCAUCGCGGGAUUCCCAGCUGCUGUCGCGGGACACGUGGCCUCGGAGCACCCGUCCAUGCCCCUCGUGGAGGUGCUGCUGGCGCUGAGCGGCCUCACCAGCCCCGUGACGGCGGCUGCGGCCGGGUACCUCUGCGUGAGCCUCCCACGCUCCAUCGCGCUCUUCACGGAGCCGGACUCCAGCAUGAAGGUCAUCGACAUCCUGAUGGUGGCCAUCAUGGUGGCUCUGCUCAUCAACAGCGCCCUGACCCUCGUCACCACGUUCGUCUGCGUCAACUACAAAACGCUCGCCCUGCUGCCGCUGCUGCCCACCCACUCACCCUGCACUCCGGCCUCCGACUCCACCGCCCUCAACAACUACGACCACGCGGACCCGGCGUCGCGCGUCGCCCCGCCGUACGCCGCGCCCUCCGACCCCCCCGAGCGCGGCCGCGCUCAGCCGCCCCCCGGCUCUCCGCAACGGCGGCAGCGCCACCUCCACCGAGACUGCCCCGGAGGCCGCCCGCCCUCGCCAGACCGCCCGCAAGGCGGCGGCCGCGCCGGCUCCUCCGACGGCGGGCCCAACUCGCUCCCGUCCGAUCCGCUCGUCCGGCACGGACUCUCCGACUCGCCGGGCCCGGCCCGCGCAAGACCCUCGCCCGGCCAGUCCCGGCGCGUGGAGCACCGUCGCUCGCCCGUGCAGCACCGGCCGCCCGCGGCUCCGGCCACUCCGGACCGCGGGCGGGCGCUCUACGUGACGGUCGGCUCGCAGAGCCAACCGCUGUCGUCUCUGUCCCACAAGCCGCCCCCCCCUCGCAAGGCCUCCUCCUCGGAGCUGGUGCCGGCGACGCAGGGGCCGCAGGCCAAGAGGGGCUCCCCAUCUCAAACCCCGGCGUCCGGCAACGGGAAAGCCUCUCCGCCGCCGAAGGGGUUCAAGCCGCCCGUCUUUUCCGUGCUGGCGUCGCCGGGCGGCAGGGGCAAGCACUCGCUGCUGGUGGCCUCCGCCAAGCCGGUGGCGCUGCUGCCCCUACCGCCCCCACGGGACGUGCACGGGGACGCCAGGGCAGCCCCCAGCAAGGAAACGAGAAUCAAGAGGCUGCGGGAGAAAUUUGUGGACAACAUUUAGGCGAAAGGGGCGCGAUGUUUUCCCCGAGGGCGCGACAGAGAGCCCAACUCCGUCAGCCGAGCCGCCCAUCACCGCUGCCUCCCAUCACCCCUCCUAACAUGGCGACACGCGCCAGCUUCCGUCGCUCCACGCCGUCCGUAGAAGCAGUUACCAUAGUUCAAAUCGGCCAUAACACCCCAACCCUUGCAGCUGCGGCGUUAAUCUCGUUAACGAUGACAUUAGCGACGGGAAAAGGUACGUCGGUUGAGCGUUUGUUUUAGUCCGACGGUGACCGCGUGAACGAUUAUCGACCGCGGCUGCCCCUGCUGCCCAGCGCAGACCGAAGCUUGGCCGGCCGUGACGAGGCGGAGCCCACGGAGUCGCAACGGAGAGGCAGACUACCCGAGGUCGUUCAGUGUCGUUUAGUGACGUUCACUCAAGACCGCAGAGCGCCGAGGAAGACCACGCAUGGUGAUUGGCUAUGCGCGUGUUAAACGAGAUCGACCGAGUUCACCGAUUGGCUGAGCUGCUGAUAUGGGGGGGUGGGGAGUAUGGAAUUGAGCACUCCUCACACCAACAUUGAAAUACUCAGUGUCUGACUGACUAAACGUGACUGCUCCAGUCGACCAGAUUAAGAGAACGACUUCAUGACGUCCACAGACCGAGACUCGACUGAAACUCCGCAGGCUGCCAUCGUGUUCACGCCAUCUGGACCCGUGUAGAGAUUACGAUGAAGUGUCCGUAAAAGACCCGCAGGUUUGUCUGCAUCCAAUAAACAACCCCCCCCCC
Molecule: messenger RNA, 2853 nt
Organism: Petromyzon marinus (sea lamprey)
Lineage: Eukaryota; Metazoa; Chordata; Hyperoartia; Petromyzontiformes; Petromyzontidae
Gene: MLC1
Product: modulator of VRAC current 1
Biological process (GO): regulation of response to osmotic stress
Cellular component (GO): endoplasmic reticulum; cytoplasmic vesicle; plasma membrane
Source: RefSeq, a predicted model, not a curated record